GCAAUCAUUUUAUUACCCUUUUCUACCAACAGAUACAGCUAUAAAGGUACAGGCAGCCAAAGACAAAGCAAGACAAGCCAACAGUACUGCAAAUGAUGUCCUGGCCCAGAUUAAAGACCUCAACCAGAAUCUCCUGAGCUUGAAAAACAACUACAGUAAACUUACAGAUGAUGUGGCGAAAACAAAUGCUGUUGUGAAGGAUCCUGUCAAGAACAUUGCUGAUGCAGAUUCCAGUAUUAAAACCCUAGAAAAGGAAGCAGAUCGCCUGCUAGAUAAAAUCAAGCCAAUCAAAGAACUUCAGGAUAACUUAGGGAAAAACAUUUCUCAGAUAAAAGAGCUUAUAAACCAAGCUCGGAAGCAAGCCAAUUCGAUCAAAGUGUCCGUGUCCUCUGGAGGUAAUUGUAUUCGCACAUACAGACCAGAAAUAAAGAAGGGAACAUACAACACCGUCAUCGUCAAUGUGAAGACUGUAGUUGCUGACAAUCUGCUUUUUUACCUUGGAAGUGCCAAGUUUACUGACUUCUUGGCCAUAGAGAUGCGCAAAGGCAAAGUGAGCUUCCUCUGGGAUGUGGGAUCUGGUGUUGGACGGGUGGAAUAUCCAGAUCUGACCAUUGAUGAUGGAUUUUGGUACCGGAUUGAAGCCUCUAGGACUGGGAAAAAUGGCACAGUAUCGGUGAGAGCUCUGGAUGGUCCGAAAGCCAGCAUUGUGCCGGUCACAUUCAAUGCUGUCUCUCCUCCUGGGUACACCAUUCUGGAUGUAGAUGCUAAUGCCAUGCUGUUUGUUGGUGGUUUAACUGAAAAAAUAAAGAAGUCUGAUGCCGUAAGAGUAACCACCUUCACUGGCUGCAUGGGUGAAACCUUUCUAGACAGCAAGCCCAUUGGACUGUGGAAUUUCAGGGACAUCGAAGGUGACUGCAAAGGAUGUGCUGUCAGUCCACAGGUGGCAGAUGGUGAAGGGACGGUCCAGUUUGAUGGUGACGGCUACGCCAUGGUGAGCCGCCCGAUCCGCUGGAACCCCAAUAUUUCCACAGUCAUGUUCAAAUUCAGGACCUUCUCAUCGAACGCCCUGCUGAUGUAUCUUGCUACUGAUGACUUGAAGGAUUUCAUGAGUGUAGAACUCAGUGGUGGGCGUAUAAAAGUCAGCUACGAUCUGGGUUCAGGUACAGCUUCAGUUACCAGCAACCAAAAUCAUAAUGACGGCAAAUGGAAAUCUUUCACCCUGUCAAGAAUUCAAAAGCAAG
Molecule: messenger RNA, 1241 nt
Organism: Apaloderma vittatum (bar-tailed trogon)
Lineage: Eukaryota; Metazoa; Chordata; Aves; Trogoniformes; Trogonidae
Product: laminin subunit alpha-2-like
Exons: 8
Biological process (GO): cell adhesion
Source: RefSeq, a predicted model, not a curated record